This is a messenger RNA of Astrephomene gubernaculifera, 1140 nucleotides long. NCBI's taxonomy places the organism in Eukaryota, Viridiplantae, Chlorophyta, Chlorophyceae, Chlamydomonadales, Astrephomenaceae. The record is from the annotation of a GenBank genome assembly.
GGUGGAUGCUACUCAGGCAGCAGGGGCAGGGGAAGGAGGAGGAGGAGAUGGUGGUGGUGGUACGGCAGCUGGUGAGGGCGAGGUGGAGUCCCUGUGGAGGAGCGCGGAGGCGGGGUUGGGGAAGGAGGCGGAGGCGGUGCAGGAGGGGCGCGGAGCGGGCGUGAGGGAGGCGCCGGCGGGCCCCAUCGAGAUGGCCUCCCAGGGCUCCCAGGCGGCUGAGGCGGCGGGGGCUGCAGUAGCAGCAGCAACCUCCACCCCACCUCCUCCUCCUCCUCCUGCGACAGCCCCCGCCGCCUUCACAACAGCAUCAGCAGCAACCAUGGUGGAGGCAGCCGGCUCCACCUCCCUCCCCCCCGUCCCCCCCUCCCCCCUCCGCUCCGCCUCCCCCCUGCCCACCUCCUCCCCGCCCGCCUACCUGGCUGGGGCGGCCGCCGGGUGGCUGGCGCUGGGCCCGCCUGACUGCCAGCUGGCGGGUUGGGGGUGGAGCCUGCCGGCACACCGGGGGGUGCUGCAGGCCCGCUGCGAGCUGCUCCGCGCGCAGCUCCUGAGCGGCAUGCGGGACAGCCACACCACCCGCUACGUGGUUCCGGAGGCGGUGGAGCGGCGGGAGGCGGUGGAGGCAUUCCUGCACUACGUGUACCUGGACUGCCUGCCCCCGGGCGGAGUGGACUCGCACCUCAUGCCGCAGCUCAUCCAUGCCGGCAUCUACUACGGGUGCAACAGGCUGGUGCGGCUGUGUGAGUCGCUGCUAGCGCGGGAACUGGUGGCGGCAUCGGAGGCAGCCGCAGCAGCGGGAGGGGAGGAAGAAGGAGCAGCAGGGGGCAGCAGCAGCAGCGGCACGCAACUUAAGCAGGAGUCUGCUGCUGGUACUGACGGUGGUGCUGCACCCCCCCAUCCGCGUUCCUCCUCUGCGGUGUUGGCCGCUGCGGUUGCGGCUGCGGGGCCGCUGCUGGCGCUAGCGGAUGAGGGCGGGCUGGACCAGCUGCGGAGCGUGGCACUGCAGUUUAUCCUGGACCACUACCCUGCCGUGUCGGCCUCGGAGGGCUUCCGGCAGCUGCCCCCCCACCUGGUGGCGGCGGUGGCGGCGGAGGCGGUGGGUCGGUACCGGGGGCUGCUGGGGCAGCUGGAGAGGCUGGCGGA